Messenger RNA from Trichechus manatus latirostris (Florida manatee), 3161 nucleotides. It is a transcript of the gene XKR5, whose product is annotated as XK related 5. Gene Ontology annotation, biological process: phosphatidylserine exposure on apoptotic cell surface; apoptotic process involved in development; engulfment of apoptotic cell. Bases 3 to 2084 code for a protein of 693 amino acids. Lineage: Eukaryota; Metazoa; Chordata; Mammalia; Sirenia; Trichechidae. The record is from RefSeq and is a predicted model, not a curated record. The transcript has 7 exons. Gene Ontology annotation, cellular component: plasma membrane.
GGAUGCACGCGGGGUUCCUGGGGUUCUCCGCCCUGCUGCUGGCGGCCGAGCAGAGCGCGCGCCUCUGCACCAUGGUUUAUUACUUCAUGACAGGACAGCUUCUUUGGGCAUCACUGGCCUUCUCUGUCCUACUGCCCGGCUUCUUGGUCCAGGGCCUGAGUUAUCUAUGGUUUCGAGCAGACGGACAUCAAGGCCAUUGCUCUUUGGUGAUUGUGCACCUCCUACAACUUGGUGUUUGGAAACGGCACUGGGACACUGCAUCAGCUGCUCUGUCUAAGAAAUGGGAGGCCCCCUGCCUGGGCCAGCUGCUGCUGCAGGAGGCUGACCUGUCGGCCCUCCGGCUCUUGGAAGCCCUGCUUCAGACUGGGCCCUACCUGCUGCUUCAAACAUAUGUUUUUCUAGCCUCUGACUUCACAGAUAUUGUGCCAGGUGUAAGUGCUCUGCUCUCCUGGUCCUCACUGUCUUGGGCCCUGGUGUCCUAUGCUCGUUUCAUGGGCUUCCUGAAGCCAGGACACCUCUCCAUGCCAUGGGCUGCCCUCUUCUGCCAGCAACUCUGGAGGAUGGGCAUGUUGGGAACUCGCGUCCUGAGUCUGGUUCUGUUUUACAAAGCUUACAACGUUUGGGUUUUGGUAGUUGGAGGUGCCCACUGGCUGAUGAUGACGUUCUGGCUCGUGGCGCAGCAGAGUGACAUCGUCGACAGCACCUGCCACUGGAGGCUGUUCAACCUGCUCGUUGGGGCUGUGUACAUCUUCUGCUACCUUAACUUCUGGGACAGCCCUUCCAGAAAUAGGAUGGUCACAUUCUACAUGGUAAUGCUGAUAGAGAACAUCAUCCUCUUGCUGUUGGCUACUUACUUUCUCCAGGAAGCGUCGUGGAACAGCCUGUGGAUGAUAGCAAGUGUUAUGUCUGGCUUUCUGAUUGGCAGCGUCUCGCUGGUAAUUUAUUACACCUUGCUACAUCCAAAAUCCACAGACAUCUGGCAGGGCUUCAUAAGGAAGCCCUGUGGCACUGCAGGUGGUGAUAAAAAAGAGAAAGACUCUUCUCUGCAGGCUGUGGCCCCAGCUGGGGAGAGGUUGGAGAGCCUGGACGUGUGCCAAGGGGAAGGUUCUGAGUUGACAUGCCUGGGGGCUUCCCUCCACCCAGAGUGGGGCCCUUCAGAGGCUGGUCUGGGAAGCCAGGUUGCCAAAGAGGACCUUUCCCUGGGACACCACCACUGGCUGUUGGUGAAACUUGCCUUAAAAACAGGAAAUGUGUCAAAGAUCAGUGCAGCCUUUGGAGAUGAAAAUACUGGCUGCUUUUGCCCCCCUGCAUGGCAACUGAGUCAACACUACAGCCAGCAGAGAAAGCGUGUCUUCUCCCAGCAAGAAUUCGCAGCAUCACCCUGGGACACCCAAGCCUUAAAGGAAGGCUCUGAGGUUGAAUGUGUCCUUAAAGCGGAGGCCAAGCCUCUGGAAACCUCAAGUUACAUCUCUUUCACCAGCGAUCAUCACAACAGUGCACCUACCCAGAACCUGUCAACUACACAGGGGGAAGACAGUCCAAAGGAGGGAGUUGUGGUUUUGCCGGGUGAAGCCAUAGCCCCUGGGGCCCAGGGAAGGGGUGUGAGUGGGCAGCCAAGAGAAGGGGAAGGACAGGAGGGCCCUACACUGUAUUUCAGUGCCAUCAUAGAAGGCACCACAUCCUCACACCAGGAAAACAAGGUGUCUCCACAGACGUCCCACUCUGGGAGGAGAUGGGGAGAGAGCAGCUGUGCCCAGCCUGCCUCACCUCAGCCAGUCCUUAAACCCUUUCCUGCCACCAUGGCUAAUAUUAGCCCCAUCCUUGGCACGGGCCCAGACAAAAGCUUCUCCCCCAGUACAGACUUCCCUGGAGGGACCUCAGGUAGCUCAGAUUGUGGGGAGCGGCAAGAACCCCCAAGGGACCUAAAUCAUCAUGCCACAGUAGGCAUGUGGAUGUCAUUGCCAAAGACUAGACUGAGGCUGGAGGAUGAGCCCUACCUCACAUCGACCCCUAACUCUGAAUCCAUCCAAAGGGACUGCAUCUGGAGGGAAAGGUGGAAACAAGAGAGGAGCUUUUCCAUCUGAUUAGAGUCAUGGUGGAGUAAGACGGUAGACCAGCAAACCAAGCAGUUCACCAACAUGUCACAUAAUAAGAGAACUGGUCUGGGGUUUAGGAAACCCCCACUCCUUGCACAAAUCGCUUCUCUCUCUGGCCCGCCAUUACUCAGCUGAAAAAUCUCUAAGAUCCCCUUGUGGACACCACAUACCACACAUAGCCAUAUACUGUGUUCUUGCUGAUGUGACGUGGGAGGAGGAGAAAAGGCUUCCAUUGGCAUUGCCUUUUGUGAACUGUAUUAUUUAUCCCUUUUUUGUUUUUUUGCUGUAGCUUCUAGGGAGCUCAAAAGAUAAAACCCAGACUCCCUAUUUUAUUCUAGGUUCUUGUUAGCUAGGUUAGCUUCUCCUGUCACUAAGAGGUUAUUAAUGUCUCUUUCAAAGAGGUAUUCUAACUAUAAUUAUUUUAUGAAAUCUCGUGGUAAGGUAAUGCAAAUCCUUUCUGGAAGUCUGAGAAACUGAUGGUUCUGAUCAUCAACAUCAGUGACCCUGAAAAUGCAAAGUGUCAUUCUGGGAUUCCCGUGCCACUUUGGCAGAGUCUAAAUGAUAUUUUCCUUCCUGAAGACCACCAGUGGUUCUUUGCAGGUCCCUUCUCUCUGCUACUGACUUUCGCUCCAUGUCCCUUAUCUCCAAACUCUGCUCCCCCUGCAAUGCGAUGUGAGAUACUGUCGGUGAUUUCACUCAUCCUACAAGAAGGGAUUAAACGUCCCUUUCCUCUUUUGCUCUGUUUCUCACUCGUCACCUUGAAGUUGUUCUGUGUGGGUAGGUAUUUGCAUCAUUUUGUUAAGCCUUCCUUUGUAGUGGUUUAGGGAGGCCAGUCAAACCAUCCUAGAGAAAAGCAGUCAGCUUGUGGAGGGCUGGGUGCUGUUUGGUAGUGGUGGUUUUUACACUCUCCCAACAUCUCUGGGUUUGGGGACAAUAUGACAGCCCUAAGGAGGAUACCUUGGUGGCACAGUGGUUAAAGCACUCAGCUGAUAACCGAAAGGUUAGCCGUUUGAACCCACCAGCAGCUGGCGGGAGAAAGAUGUAGCAAUCUGCUUCCGAAAAGAC